This is a messenger RNA of Moneuplotes crassus, 2988 nucleotides long. The record is from the annotation of a GenBank genome assembly. Lineage: Eukaryota; Ciliophora; Spirotrichea; Euplotida; Euplotidae.
GAAAACUUUGAGAAGGAUUAUGAUUAUUUUAGAAAGAUAAUGUUUGACAAAUCCCCCAAAAUAACAGAUCAAUUUUGAAACUUCCUCGAUGAAAAUUUCCAAACCCUCAAAGCUCUUCGCUCACUUGUAUUCCAGUAUAAAGGAUUCCUGUAUGUAGAGCAUCAUGGAUUAUGGGAUAGAAUUUGAGAAGAUCUCAAGUUGCAGGAAGGAUGUGAUUUCAAUGCAGCUCAAGCGGCUAAAAUUUACAAGCAAUACUUCUAUCUCUAUGAUACCUUGAAAGUCUACAGGUUAGACAGGAACUAUUACUGCUUCAUCCAAAACUAUGACCAGAACUUUAUGACUACGGGCAGAACCCUGAACCUCCCAUUGGACUUUAGAGUGAAUAACACUUAUCAGAAAUCAGAGGAAAUUUUCCAGAAGAAUUGAGAGGAGUUUCAGCUAUUAUAUCUAACAGAAAAAUGAACUGUAAGGUACCAGAACUUCUGAUCUACCUUCAUGGUCGAUCAGGAUGUGUUUUCAAUAUCCAAGAUCAUCAAAAGCUCGGGAAGGAAUAAAAUAUGAAUGGCACACUUUGUCAAGAGACCAAAGGAUGAGAAGAUGAGAUUUGCGAAGCCUUUCCAGACAGAUUAUCUCAUUGAUAGUUUAAGAGUGUUAAUCGCUGAUAAAUAUGAGCUAGGCUCUCAGUCUGAACUCAUCGAUGCGGAAGAAGGUGAGAUAUUUAAGGAAAUAGAAAUACCCAUAGAUGGAGGGUCAGACAUUAUCAAACAUAUGGAUAGCCAUUUCCCUCAUUGAAUCCUUCCAUGGAGAAGUAUGCUGAAGUGAGCUAAUGAAGAAGUUGUUGGAGUGAAUAAACCAGAAAUAUUAUACAGUGACCCAAAAUUCAUUCAGACAUGGAAGAAAGGAUAUAGAGGUUUAACUGAAUUUUACUUAAAUAUCUCACAAACUCCGAUAUGCUUUUUGAUCGUGAAAGUUGGAAAGAAUCGAAGCUUUGAAGACAUUAUUGAUAGACUAGGAUGAACCAUUGAUGAUGAGGAGGAAGAGCAAAAAUUAGGAAGAAAGAGGGCGAAGAAGUGAGAAGAUUCAGAUUUGCAGUAUGUUUUAGACCCUUUUGAACUAAGAGAUGCUAAAUAUAAUCUGGAAAUAUGCCCCCAUUUCUUUGCUUCUCAUAGAUGUGAAGUCUCUAUUUUUCAGUUAGGGAAAGGAGAGCUACUUUCAAUAAGAUCAGGGUAUUAUUAUCAAUAUUUUAUUCCCUCUGGGCCAGGUAUGAGAGCUUCAACAAUGCUCCAUUGGCAUUCACUGAUUCACAGACAUGAAGAGAUUGAGACUUUCAUAUCUCAGUGUUCUUCCCCUCUAAAGUCAGAGCCUCCAUGAAACCUUGGUGGGUUAAAAACUUUGAUUAACUUUGCAAACACUCAUGCUUAUAUAUCAUACAAGAACCCACUGAAAUUUUACAGAAGGAUCGUCCAAGAAGCAGUAAAGAAGGAAUAUAAAGAAAGGAAGGAAUUACUAUCUUACUAUUGUAAAGCAAUCGAGAGGAGAUAUGAAAAGCAUUUUACAGAGAAAGAAGAAGCAGAACAAAAGGCAAAGGAAGAUGCUGAAAGAAAAGCAAAUCUAAAGGCAUUAGAAGUCCUGCAAGAUACAAAGCAAACAAAUAUGGGGACACAGGAUGUAGAGAUGACUGACAAAGAUAAGAGUAAUGACGAGCCUAAGGAUAGUAAAACUGGCCAAAAGGAACUUACAAGAAAAGGGUUUAGAAUCAAGGAGUGAUACGUUUGCUCUACUACCAUAGCUGAAUUUGAAGAUAACCCGUUGCUAAAAUGGAGAUAUCCAAUCUUCGAAUACACCAAAAAUCCUCAUAAAGCAAGAUUUUGUCAAUUAUGUAACAAAGAAAUUGUUAUAUACUUCCUGAGGCUGGUGAAGUGCGCUAAGAUAAGGUCUGAGAUGGAGGUCCAUUACAUCUCAUGAAUUAACUGAGGAAUAGAGAAAGCCAUCCACAACCGUAAUUCAGAUUUUAGAAUCAUGGAGUUUUUGAAAAGAAUGAGCGUAAGAAAGCUAAUGCACUUUGGCUGAAUAGCACUUGUUAUUGAUGAGAAAGAUAUAGAUAGGGAGAAAUCCUUGGACUUUAGCUAUAAUAUGACAAGACAAGAGCUGAAAAGGUACGAGUUGAUGAAGCUAUAUGACCCUGAUGAAAACUUGACUAUAAAUAAGAAAGAGAUCAUCGAGAGUGAAUCAGACUCUUGAGAUGAUAAGACUAAGCAUAGAGAAUUGCAUGAGGACAUAGAGUUUAAGAGUAUAUUCUUUAUGAAUAGUCAGGUCCCAAUCUUUUUGAAAAGAGACCAAAUGGAGAAAGAGAUCUUCUUAAAUGUUGAAAGCAAUCUCAAUGAAAAGAUGCAUGUGAAUCUUGGGAUAUUCUUAUCAGCUGCUACUCUGGCCAAAAACAACAAAGAAAAGAAGGAUCAAAAGAAAGCCAAAAAGGAGGAAAAAGGGAAAUCAGACAAAGAUAUUUGAAUAUACAAACCCAAAAAAUGAGCAAAACAAGAGAUCAAGCAAGAUGCAAAAAUGGAAGUCAAAACUUCUUCACAAGAUCUUAAUGAAAACCUAAAGCAAGAAUUACUAAAAAAAGAGCCAAGAAGAGAGAAGAGAAGAAGCAGAAUGAAAUUGACGAUAAAGAACCAGAACUGGAGCUUUGAAUCAAUAGUUUUUCAGAUUAUCUCCAAUCACUCGACAAUUUUGAGGAAGCGUUUGAUUACAGAGACAAUCAUUUAAUAGAAUACCUGAAUGCCUUAUGUGAGGUAGAGUUCACCCCAAAAUGAUUAGAGUUCAGAAGUGUCAAAAAAUUAGCCAGGAUUAUCUCUCGAAUAAACAAUCUGGAAGGUGCAAUCAAGGUGUAUUCAAAACCAGCAAGGAGGAUUAUGAAGAAGCUCAGAAGCCUCAAGAGAAAAUAGGGGGUUCUUACUAGUAUAAUUUCAAUAAAAGUCUGACUACUAG